Molecule: messenger RNA, 1314 nt
Organism: Humulus lupulus (European hop)
Lineage: Eukaryota; Viridiplantae; Streptophyta; Magnoliopsida; Rosales; Cannabaceae
Product: GDSL esterase/lipase At2g42990-like
Exons: 3
Coding region: 68-1150 (360 amino acids)
Molecular function (GO): hydrolase activity, acting on ester bonds
Source: RefSeq, a predicted model, not a curated record
CCGCGCACACACAUACACACAAUUCUAGUUCCCCAAACAGCAUUUAGUAUAGAGCAACUAUAACAGCAUGGAACAUGUUCACGUUCCAAAAUGGCUAGUGUUUUUUGGACUAGUACUACUAGUAUUGCAGCAGCACUCCUACAACUACUCUGUCGUGGCGGCGAAAGUUCCCGCCGUCAUAGUAUUCGGAGACUCAACAGUGGAUGCGGGGAAUAACAAUCAAAUUUUGACCCUUUUGAAGAGCAAUUUUCAUCCUUAUGGCCGUGAUUUCUUAGGCGGCCGCCCAACAGGGCGGUUCUCCAACGGCCGAAUCCCACCGGACUAUGUCUCGGAGGCUUUCGGGCUGAGACCUAGCGUGCCGGCUUACUUGGAUCCAAUGUACAACAUUACAGACUUUGCAAUCGGUGUUUGCUUUGCUUCUGCUGGAACUGGCUACGACACUGCAACCUCGGACGUACUAAAUGUGAUACCACUAUGGAAAGAAAUUGAGUACUAUAAGGAGUAUCAAACCAAGUUGAAAGCGUAUGUGGGGCAUCGGAGGGCAAGAACAAUAUUGAGGCAAGCAGUCUACUUAGUGAGCUUAGGAACCAAUGAUUUUCUGGAGAACUAUUACAUCUUUCCCAGGCGGCGUUUGGAGUACACCAUCGGCGAGUACCAGGAGUUUCUUAUUGGAAUUGCUAAAAAGUUUCUCAAGCAACUUUACAGCCUUGGAGCUAGGAAAAUAUCCCUUACAGGGCUUCCUCCAAUGGGUUGUUUGCCUUUGGAGAGAGCAACGAAUAUUUUUGACAACAAUAAGUGCGACGAUAAAUUAAACAAGGUAGCUCUCGAAUUUAAUGCCAAGUUAAAGAGUAUGACGACAAAGCUCAAUCAAGAGCUUCCUGGCAUGAUACUGGUAUUCACAGAAAGUGUUUAUGAUCUUUUGUAUGGGAUGAUUAAGAAGCCCGCUUCCUAUGGAUUUGAGGUUGCGGGAGUGGCAUGUUGUUCAACGGGGACAUUUGAGAUGAGUUACCUAUGCAGUGAGAAAAGUCCAUUGACGUGCACUGACGCUAAUAAGUACGUUUUUUGGGACGCUUUCCAUCCUACUGAGAAAACUAAUCAUAUUAUCUCCACUCACUUAAUUCCUCUUCUUAAAGAGAAGUUUCUCAAUUAAUUUAUUUCUAGAAUAUUAUAAUUAAAGAUUUUAUAUUUUUUUUCUUCAUGUUGUUAUUUGUAUACAAUAUAUAUGUGUGUUUGUACGGAUCAGUAUUAAUUAAAUUAUACAUGUGUGAGCAUUUUCUUAUUUCAAUGUAGCAAUAAGAAACAUUUUUUAAUUAA